CCGCGGCCCGGAAGUGACGCGCGGCGGCGGCGGGCGCGACCAUGGCGCACAUCACCAUCAACCAGUACCUGCAGCAGGUCUAUGAAGCAAUUGACACCAGAGAUGGGGCAUCCCUUGCAGAGCUGGUGUCUUUCAAGCAUCCUCAUGUUGCCAACCCGCGGCUUCAGAUGGCCUCUCCAGAAGAGAAGUGUCAACAAGUCUUAGAGCCCCCUUAUGACGAAAUGUUUGCAGCUCACUUAAGGUGCACGUAUGCGGUGGGGAACCACGACUUCAUUGAGGCCUACAAGUGCCAGACCGUCAUCGUCCAAUCAUUCCUACGAGCGUUUCAGGCCCACAAAGAAGAAAACUGGGCACUGCCUGUCAUGUAUGCAGUGGCCCUGGACCUUCGAAUAUUUGCCAACAAUGCAGACCAGCAGCUGGUGAAGAAGGGGAAGAGCAAGGUGGGGGACAUGCUGGAGAAGGCGGCCGAGCUGCUGAUGGGGUGCUUCCGCGUCUGCGCCAGCGACACUCGUGCUGGUAUAGAGGAUUCCAAGAAGUGGGGAAUGCUGUUUCUGGUGAAUCAGUUAUUCAAGAUUUAUUUUAAGAUCAACAAGCUCCAUCUGUGUAAACCGCUCAUCAGAGCCAUCGACAGCUCAAACCUGAAGGACGACUACAGCACGGCCCAGAGGGUGACCUAUAGGUACUAUGUGGGGCGCAAGGCCAUGUUCGACAGCGACUUCAAGCAAGCUGAGGAGUACCUGUCCUUUGCUUUUGAGCACUGCCAUCGUUCCAGCCAAAAGAACAAAAGAAUGGUCCUCAUUUACCUGCUUCCUGUGAAGAUGCUCCUGGGCCACAUGCCAACUGUCGAGCUUCUGAGGAAGUACCAUCUCAUGCAGUUUGCGGAGGUGACCCGAGCCGUGAGCGAAGGCAACCUCCUCCUCCUGAACGAGGCCUUGGCCGCGCAUGAGACCUUCUUCAUCCGCUGCGGCAUCUUCCUCAUCCUCGAGAAGCUGAAGAUCAUCACCUACAGGAAUCUCUUCAAGAAAGUGUACUUGCUGCUCAAGACCCACCAACUGUCCCUGGACGCAUUCCUGGUGGCCUUGAAGUUCAUGCAGGUGGAGGAUGUGGACAUCGCCGAGGUCCAGUGCAUCCUGGCCAACCUCAUCUACAUGGGUCACAUCAAAGGCUAUAUCUCACACCAGCACCAGAAGCUGGUUGUCAGCAAGCAGAACCCCUUCCCCCCACUUUCCACGGUGUGCUGAUGACCCCGGCCCAACGACAGGGGCAGGCUGAUCCUGGCCCUCCUCCCGCCCGGAGCGCAUGCUCUGCAGCGGAGCCUCUCAGGUGUCGUCCCGGGAAUGUCAUCUCCAGCACCACGGCCGACGAACGUCCCCGUCACAGAGGCCUGGGACUUGGGCCUCAAUGCUGCCGCCUCCGCCGGCCAGGCUGCUGGUGACUCUCCCCAGAGGCCACUCCGUCUCCCAGGCAGCUGCUGUUUACUUCCCAAGAGGACCGUUUGUGAAGGCGUCUUUGUAACUUUCUAUAAAAACAAAAAGGUGUUUAAAUUUAUAUAGAUGGGAUAUUCUUUAUUGUAUUAUCCGGGACACAUCUAAUUUUAUGUUAAAUUUGAACACUUUGUGUGAUCAAAAUGGUUAACUUAAUGUUUCUUUUUACAAGCUGAAUUUGAUUUAAAUUUUCCAGGUA
Odocoileus virginianus texanus is the source of this 1683-nucleotide messenger RNA. RefSeq names its product PCI domain containing 2 (gene PCID2). Gene Ontology annotation, cellular component: transcription export complex 2. Gene Ontology annotation, molecular function: RNA binding; double-stranded DNA binding. The record is from RefSeq and is a predicted model, not a curated record. NCBI's taxonomy places the organism in Eukaryota, Metazoa, Chordata, Mammalia, Artiodactyla, Cervidae. Gene Ontology annotation, biological process: poly(A)+ mRNA export from nucleus; transcription elongation by RNA polymerase II; post-transcriptional tethering of RNA polymerase II gene DNA at nuclear periphery.